AAAACAUGGACCUGUAAACAAACACAGCAGCAAACUUAUGACUGCUUUUUACAGCAGCCAGAAUAGUGAUGCAAUCGGUACCUUUGAUGCAACCCUUUUGAUCUUGAAGAGUCGUAAGACAAUGGCAGGCAACAAGAGCAGCAGCAGCAGCAACGAUAAACCUCUGUGGCGACCGCUGGCACAUAAGUUGUCCAGCCUGAUCCCGCUGCGACGCCUCAAUAAAGCCAAAUCCAAGCCCGAUGUCAGGUCCGACCAUGCUUCGCAAUCCAACGCGUCGGACUUUCGACUUGAUGUUCAGUUAAACGGCCUCGAGAGCCUUCGUCUCCCGAGUAGUUGGCUCCUCCAGCCCAAGGACGCCGACAAGCAGCAAUCAUCGCCUGCCGACGCGUCGCAUCAGUCAGCGAGACUUAGUCAUCCGUUUUCGCGGAAGCCAGUUAAUCGCAAUGAAGCCACUCGACCCUUGACAUUUAUCGACAGCAGCGAUGCAGACCAGCACCAAGCUCGAGCAUCGGCGCUGGAAGCCAUCAACAAUCCAGAUGUGUCGGCAACGCCCAGUAUCCUAGACCGUGGUCGACCAGUCGAGGCCAGACAUUUAAUUCACCAGCCGGUCAAGAACCUCAAGAACCAUCGCAAGUCAUUACCUCUAGACCUGGAGACUAUGUUCCAGGCCCCUAACGAAGAUCACGAUUCAAAUGCACUACGCACCGCCACUAUUCGCUUGGUGCCAAAUGAAAGUCUCAUUGCCACUCCAUCUACUCCAUCGGUAAAAGAAUCGCCAAGAUGGACUGCAGAGCGUGAGGCACGGUUAGCUAUGCCGCCACCACCUAGACCACUCAGCACCAGCCCAAUUGACUCGCCGUCUACUGCUACGCCUUCUAAAGGAAUCCAAAUUCCACGAAACCCUCAAUUGGCCUUGAAGAGACCCACCAGCCUUGGACCUCCUGCACAAAAGGCUGCCGAGUCACCCUCAUCAGAAACUCCCCUCGCUAGGGUCAAUUCAAAGCGACCAGGCGCACUGAGUGACCGCCUAGCCUGGAUGCGAAAGCUAGAAGAGAAAGAAAACACCAAACCAAACAACGACCUGACCGCGCUUCAGAAACGAGCUGGCUCCGUUUCAGACAAGCUCGCCAUGUUUGAGAAGAAGAACCUCUCCGUCACAUCCGCCUCCUCCAAGCGCCUCCAACUACCAGCGAGGAACACAAGCAGCCAGUAUUCAGCGUCGGUGCGCGAGUCCAUCUUCUCGGCGGAUGGCAGCGCUUAUGCCCCGUCGCCUCGCACGUCGAUGGACACUGCGCGGACUUCCUCCGUUAUGAGCUAUUACGACGAUUCGUUCCGAGAGAAACUCGAGUCAAUUGUUGGUCAAGAGCCUGAGGCGAAUAAGCAAGCAGAGGAGUGAAUUGGUUCCUCACUCAGUGCUCUUGCCUUGCUUUGAUGAGAUGAUUACAGAUCGAGAAUGAAGAUGAUUUAGAAUGUAUUUAUUGAUAUUACUAGAGCAGGUUUCUUUCAUACGAUGGCGUUGAUGACUUAUCUUAGAUAUGAUUGGGGAAUUAUUUUAGAUUCUCUUUAAUAUACUGCACGCAAUGUGUCACUUACAUUGAGUUGUCUUCUCUCCUAUGUUUAGUUGUACAAGCUGUAC
Molecule: messenger RNA, 1636 nt
Organism: Fusarium oxysporum Fo47
Lineage: Eukaryota; Fungi; Ascomycota; Sordariomycetes; Hypocreales; Nectriaceae
Exons: 1
Coding region: 38-1396 (452 amino acids)
Source: RefSeq, a predicted model, not a curated record